Molecule: messenger RNA, 2656 nt
Organism: Leucoraja erinaceus (little skate)
Lineage: Eukaryota; Metazoa; Chordata; Chondrichthyes; Rajiformes; Rajidae
Product: sushi repeat-containing protein SRPX2-like
Source: RefSeq, a predicted model, not a curated record
GUAUACAACAUGUAAAUUAACUUAGACUUUCCUCAAGACAGAAGACUUUGAACAUUUUAUUAAACUUUACCGGACCUUGCAUUUUUUUUCCAGUAAAGCUGCUCUCAUUUAAAUUCAUGUAGCAAUAUUUUGGGAGAAGGAUAUGAUUCACAUCCAAUGUAAUUUUUAUUUUGCAAACUGUUAUAGGAACUCUUCAGUGUAAUGUAAGUUACUGCCAGACAUUUUUUUUUUGUGAAUGGACAGUGUAGCUUUAAGGGGCUGCUACAAGUCAUUUACUGAGCGCAACAGAAUGAUGUCAUAAGUUCCUCUCGCAAGCUUCCUUGCUUUUCCACAUACUAUAAACUUCAGAGUUGGAAUUUUUAUGGUACGGUAGCAUGGAAACAUAUGCUAAAGAUAUAAAACAUCAGCAGCUUUUCCAGAAGCUAUAGACAAAUUUGAAGCGACACAUUUGCUUCACAGCUAGACAUGAGGAGGCUAUUUUUUUUGUUCACUCUAACUGUGAGAGCAGCUGCUGGGUAUAAAUUUGGAUAUGAAGGAUCUGGAUAUUCGUAUGCUGAAAGCCAUGAUGUUGACUAUACAGUAAAAUAUACUGAAAGCAGUUAUGACAUGAAUUAUAAAGAACCAAGAUGGUGUCAUCCAUUGAGCAUAGAAAAUGGGAUCGCAGAAUGUUAUUCACCGAGAGGUCCAAACUAUAGGAGUACACUUGGAACCCGAUGUCACAUAUCUUGUGAUAGAGGAUACAGGCUCUUGGGUCGCAAGCAGGUUGAAUGUCGCGUGACCAGGCGCUGGUCAGGAAUCAGCAGAUGCAAAGAGGUACGUUGUUAUCUACUUCCUGUGUUUCCCUAUGGAUCAUAUGCAUGCUCAAAGGGGACACGCAUGGAUUCUCAGUGUGAGUACAUAUGUGAACAAGGAUACCAACUGGAAGGAGAUAGAAGGAGAGUGUGCCUGCAGAAUGGCCAUUGGAGUGGGACUGAACCUAUAUGCGUAGAUUACGAACCUCCCAGGAUAAAGUGCCCAGGGUCUCGUGAAAAGGUGGCGGAACCAGGGCAGCUGACGACUCGCAUAUACUGGGAUCCUCCACGGAUAAAGGAUGUGGUUGAUAAACACAGCACAAAAUUAAUUUUGAAGGGACCAGCCUCAGGUUCUGAGUUUGGAAAGGGUGAACAUGUCAUUCGUUAUGUGGCCUAUGACAGAGAAAGGAACAAAGCCACUUGCAAAUUCACUGUGACAGUUUUUGUUCGAAGAUGCCCUCUUUUGAACCCCCCUUCCAAUGGUUACAUCACUUGUACAUCUGAUGGCAAUAACUAUGGUGCAACCUGCACUCACACGUGUGAAGGAGGCUACGAACGUCAGGGUACCUUCAAAAGAGUGUGUCUCUUUAAUCGAAGCUGGUCAGGAAUGCCACCAUCUUGUGUACGAAUUCAGAUUAACGUUGAUGUGAAUUCAGUGGCUGCUCUCUUGGAUCAGUUUUUUGAAAUUCAGCGUCUCCUCAUCAUUUCCUCCCCAAGCCCAUCUGAUAGAUACUACAGGACGCAGAUGACCUAUCUUCAGGUGAAUGCUUCCUGUGGAUUUGAACAGUGGCAAAUAACAGUAAUAGAAUUGAUUGGAAAUCCACCAAAACUAGUGGGACGCAUAAAGGAGCAGCAGCUUUCUACAGAAAUGGCUGAUGAACUCAGACAAGUCUAUUAUUUAUCCGAUAGGCAUUUUGAUGUUGUCCUGAUUGACAAAUAUGGCACUGACAGGGAACGUUAUAUUCAACCUGUUACACCCAGUGAGCUGUUUUCAUUCAUUGAUGAAAACAUACUGCGGGCAGAUGAGAGGGCUGCCCGAAGGCAAAAGGAAGAUUUCUGUAGCUAAAGCUCAAACGUUAUAAUUUUUUUUCCAGUAGACAACAAAUGCAGAUGCUGGAAUCUUGAUUAAAAAGCACAAAGUGCUGGAGUAACUCAGUAGGUCAGGCGGCAUCUCUCGAGAACAUGCAUAGGUGACGUUAUGGAUCAGGACCCUUCCCUGGUCUGAAGAAGGGCCCCGAACAGAAAUGUUGCCCAUCUAGGUUCUGCAGGGAUGCUGCCUGACUCGUUGUGUUACUCAGGCUUUUUUUUCCUCAAUGUUUCUUCCAAUUUGCCUCAACGAACAAUGUGAUACCAGUUCAAUUUGCAGACAGAAGGUUUAUUCUUUCCUUAUCUUCCAAUGUAUUAAAUGUUGCCAUGAUCCUUUGAAAUCACACAUUUUCCCGCAGCUAAAAAUCUGAUUUUCUGUAAAAGCAUAGUUGACAUGUAUAAAGUUCAUUACAUGAAAAUGUAUACAAUUCUAGGAUAUUUUCUAAAUGGGGGAAAUGGAGAAUAUAUCUUAGUUCAUCAGGCUAGCUCUAUCUGGUGGACUGAAUAUAAUUUGCCUAAGAUGUUUCUUAAUUUAAUUUCCUGAGAUCUAUACAAAUCACCAUAAUUGAAACUUCAGAGAAAGCAUUACAAUUUCUAUGUGAUAGCUUAAUUACAGUAGCUUUUAAAGAUAAGCACCAGAAUAAUGAUUAUCAGUUUAGUUUUGUUUUAGUAUAAUGAUACAGCACGGAAACAGGCCCUGUGGCCUAUCGAGUCGGUGCCGACCGGCGAUCCCCACACACUAGAUUUAGUUCUUAGGGCUAAAGGAAUCAAGGGAUAUG